AUGGUCAAGGACGGUUCCGCUGACAGGGUUGCGUUCCUCACAAUCUCUAUAUUUCACAAUCCCAGUAUGAUGUCUUUGCCCAAGCGUAUAAUUAAGGAAACUGAACGUCUCGUAGCCGAUCCAGCCCCAGGAAUCUCUGCUAGUCCUCACGAUGAUAAUCUUCGAUACUUUGACGUUACCAUUGUUGGCCCAGACGGUAGCCCGUUUGAAGGUGGCAAUUUCAAACUAGAGUUAUUCCUGCCAGAAGAAUACCCCAUGGCGCCCCCGAAAGUUAGAUUCCUGACCAAGAUCUAUCAUCCUAAUAUCGAUAAGCUCGGAAGGAUCUGUUUAGACAUUCUCAAAGACAAAUGGUCGCCGGCUCUUCAAAUCCGUACUGUCCUGCUCUCAAUUCAGGCACUCUUGAGUGCUCCCAAUCCUGAUGAUCCCCUUGCAACCGAUGUCGCGAAGCAUUACAAGGAAAACGAGAAGGACGCGCAACGUGUGAGCCGGGAGUGGACACAGAAAUAUGCAGCGGAGUGAUACUCUUUUUGAGUGACGGGGAAAUGUUUAGAAGGAAUGGGACGAGGCCACAACCGUUCAAGCUGACGACGAGAUACAUUUCACACGGUAUCUUACAGCACCGCGGUCGUGCUGUGUUGGUUUUCUUUUCUUGCCAUUGCUGAAUCAAACAUGUAUAUUUAGAAUGUCAUUCCUUAAACCUUCAAGGCGAACUAUAUUCAAUGCUGGUGGUUCUCCAUUAUAGCACUGCACCCAUGAUUACUG
This is a messenger RNA of Marasmius oreades (fairy-ring Marasmius), 762 nucleotides long. It is a transcript of the gene UBC35, whose product is annotated as Ubiquitin-conjugating enzyme E2 35. Gene Ontology annotation, biological process: DNA damage tolerance; protein K63-linked ubiquitination. Gene Ontology annotation, cellular component: nucleus. Lineage: Eukaryota; Fungi; Basidiomycota; Agaricomycetes; Agaricales; Marasmiaceae. Bases 1 to 519 code for a protein of 172 amino acids. Gene Ontology annotation, molecular function: ubiquitin conjugating enzyme activity. The transcript is spliced from 6 exons. The record is from RefSeq and is a predicted model, not a curated record.